Molecule: messenger RNA, 2464 nt
Organism: Dermacentor silvarum
Lineage: Eukaryota; Metazoa; Arthropoda; Arachnida; Ixodida; Ixodidae
Product: microtubule-associated serine/threonine-protein kinase 3
Exons: 13
Coding region: 6-2366 (786 amino acids)
Biological process (GO): intracellular signal transduction; peptidyl-serine phosphorylation
Molecular function (GO): protein binding; ATP binding; protein serine/threonine kinase activity
Source: RefSeq, a predicted model, not a curated record
CGAAGAUGCUCGUGUCGCUUUACCCCAGGAUUCCAAAGACUGCCGCCGUGCUGCUGGACUUCUUCAUCAAGCGCGAAAGCAAGGUGUCUCUGAUGCGCGAGCCGCUGUCGCACUUCUGCCAGGAACAGGUGGUUCUCCACGCGCAAGAGUGCCUGCUCAAACUCAACAAGCAAGUCAUCACGUACCAGGACAUCCGCGAUAUGGUCGAGAAUUUGGUCGGCCUCCACAACAUGUGUAUAAAGAAAAAUACGGAAAUUGCGAAAGAACUCGGGGCCACCGUACGCAAGCUGACUAUCAUCGUGGGCGAGGUUGCGACAUCCUUGGAGAAGAUCGCCGAAGUGCCCAUCACGGAUUGGAUGGCCAUCGGUGACGCUAUUGUCAACAAGCUUGAACUGCUGAAUCCACCUAAACCACUUCCAUUCGCUACGUUUAUUCCGCGGAUGCGCGACUUCAAGAACCUGAAGAUGCUCGGAGCUGGCGGCUUUGGGGCCGUGUACCUGGUCACCUACCGUCCUGCCAACUUGGUAGUGACGGUGAAGCUUGUGAACACGGACCGGUUCAGCAGACACAAGCAGGCCGCCAUGGACAAGGUUGUCGCGUCCGUCAUCAGGAACCCGUUCCUUGUCAAGUACUACUGCUGUUUCUGCGUCAAGGAGGCGUACGUGACCAUCAUGGAGUACAUCGCUGGCUUGGACCUGAUGCGCGUUGUGACCAAGGAGGAUUUCUUGGAGAUCGAGGCGGUGCGCAUCAUCAUGGCGCAACUGAUCCUCGCGCUUGAGCACAUGCACUUGCGCGGUUUCCUCCACCGGGAUGUCAAGGUGUCCAACAUGCUCAUUUUGCCGGGCGGGCGAGUGAAAGUCAUCGACUUCGACACAACUAAAGUGUGCAAUGGUCACUUCACCAAGCGUUUCCUGAGGGGCUACUUUCGGAGAACUCCUUUCGAAUUCCACGACGGCGAGUCGGCCGGCACCAUACCGUACAUGGCUCCGGAAAUUCUCAAAAGGAGACCGUAUGGUCGCGCUGCCGACUGGUGGUCAGCGGGCGUCGUCAUGUACAAGUUGAUGACCGGCCGGGUGCCAUUCCGCGGAAAGUCCAAGCAGCUUCUUCGCGAACGCAUCAUCACGUCGCCGCUAAAGUGGCCUCGCGCCGAUGAGCAUCCACACUCGGCGACGACGCCGGCCAAAGACAUGACGUACCGAAUGCUCAAGAAGAACCCCGUGGAACGUCUCGGCUCGCGCAACUACAGCGACUUGAAGACGCACCCGUUCUUCGACAAGUUCGACUGGCAGGUGCUUUACAACAAGACGGACUUGUGCCACAUACCGAGCAUCGCCGAAAUUAUGAACACCGACGCCGAAAAAGACCGCAAGAGUGCGGACCCCGAGGACAAGCGCAAGCACCAGCAGAUCGAGGAAAUGACCGACGUCAACGCCGAAAGCCAGAAACCGUUGCUUUGCUACGCUUCGCCUAGCUUCAAGAAACUCAUGCUCAAGGUAAAGUCGAGCAAGAGCGCUAUCAAGGUGUCCGAAUCCUUCAUGGAGACCAGCGGCCAGAGCUCCGAAGCCAUCGACUAUCAGGCGAACUCUCCCACGUCCAUGAGCAGAACUGUAGCUCUGAGCAGCGUGGAAGGCAAAGACGGCGGGUCCACCGAGAAGGUGGAUCUCAUGCUUUACCGGAAGAAGAAGUACAUGAAGUUCUGGGGCUUCGGUUUCUCGCUGCGGCGGGUCCAAGGAGAGGAAGCGAGCUUCACCUACGUGGACACGGUGACCAAGGGCUCGCCUGCCGACAUGUCCAAGGUGCUGCCGCUGGACUUUAUUCUGCACGUGAACGGUAUCGCGGUUACGGAUGCGCCGCUAGCCCGGAUCAAGAAGAUCAUCAGCGAUGCCGGCGACCAGAUGGUGCUGUCGGUGAUGUCUUCGAGUCCCUACCGGCUGCUCACCAGCCGUCGAGACAUGCUGGGCAUCAUGCGCAGUAUACCCCUGGAAUCCGCCGUCGUUAAGGCCGCCACGCUCGGCUGCUUCGGUAGGAAGUCGUAUGGCAUCGACGUCCUCGACGUCGACGUCGCUGACGACAAGCAGAAGCACUUAGCCAAGUGCUUCGUGCUACUGUACGCAGACGUGGUCACUUCCAACAAGAAGUCGGUCUUCCCGGGUGAUGUGCUGUUCGAAAUCGACGGCGCAUCAGUGGACGGCAUGUCGCGGCCACAGGUUGAUCACCUCCUGAGCGCCGGUAAACCCGAAGUCACGCUCUCGGUGGUUCCUCUGUCGCCGAUGCGCAAGAGGCGUUGCAUGAUCUUCAAGAUGAACGAGACAGGCAUGUCCGACUUCAACGUUGCGUCCAAGUCUACGGCUGCUGACAUAGACUGAUUGCUCCACUACUGCCCCUGCGAUUCGGCAAUAGCGUUCCCGUAUCGCUAUGACGCCUACAAUAUUGCGAUUGUCUGAAAGUGCAUAUAUAGGUUCUG